Paracoccidioides brasiliensis Pb18 is the source of this 2256-nucleotide messenger RNA. RefSeq lists its product as uncharacterized. Gene Ontology annotation, molecular function: transcription coregulator activity. Bases 1 to 2256 code for a protein of 751 amino acids. Gene Ontology annotation, biological process: regulation of transcription by RNA polymerase II; chromatin remodeling. The transcript has a single exon. The record is from RefSeq and is a predicted model, not a curated record. Gene Ontology annotation, cellular component: nuclear chromosome; SWI/SNF complex; nucleus.
AUGCCUUCUCCAGAUACGCAGGAGGUUGCUGCCUCCGUUCAAGAUGCUGAACCCCAAAGUCCUCUGCAAGAUGCGACUGACCCAACGGAACAUGACUUGCGGGCUGAUCGGGAGGAUCCCGUGACGACAAACGCGACCUUUAAUGGACAAAUUGUUAAUGGCUCCGCUCCAUUAGUGUCAGCUGAAGAGAUAGAAGAUGGACAAGGGGUGAUACAAUCAUCUGAAACAACCAAUGCGAAUGCGCCCUCUGAUUCCCAUACCAGUUCUCCCAACCGACCCCAAUCACCAAACUCUACUACACCACAUUCAAACGGUGCUAUCCUCAGUCGGAAACGAUCUCGAUCAGGUUCUAUAAUACGCUCUACAUCCCCUCCACCACCAACUGCCCUCCCCGUCCGUACCCGCGAAACGGCAGCAGAUAAAAUAUUACUCGAACAAUAUGUUCACCGUGAAUUCCACCACUCUGCGAUAAUGGCUUGGAAAAAUCCGUAUCAGGAGCUUCUCCAACAGAAGCGCGCGGAAAGAGAUUACUAUCUAUCCCUACAACCCGAGCGCCAAGAGAAUCCGGGUGCAAUAUUCGGUUCCGGAUAUGAAGGGUUCGGAAACGCGCGAACAGAUCUGAAAUCACAACAUCCCCAACUUCUCUAUCCCAUUAAUCGAAGACGACCUGGUGGAAGGAAAGCAAAGGACAUUCGCAUCUCGCGGGAUGAUAUGCUUACACAAGCAGAACAGCUUGAAGAUUUGGUUCCCAUCCGUCUAGAUAUCGAUUGGGACAAGAUUAAACUGCGAGACACAUUUACCUGGAACCUCCAUGACCGAGUCACUCCGCCAGAUGUGUUUGCAGAAAAGUUGGUUGAGGACUUGGGCCUUCCUUUAGAAUCUUGUGGACCAUUAGUGCGCCAGAUCUCUCAAAGCAUCCAGGACCAGCUGGCAGACUUCUAUCCUCAGGUAUUUAUUGAGGAGGAACCUCUAGACCCUCAUCUACCCUACCACGCCUAUAAAAAUGACGAGAUGCGUAUCCUUGUCAAACUUAACAUCACCAUCGGCCAACAAACACUCGUCGACCAAUUCGAAUGGGAAAUUAACAAUCCACUUAAUUCCUCCGAAGAGUUCGCCAUCCAAAUGACCAAAGAUCUCUCUCUGCCAGGAGAAUUCAUGACAGCCAUCGCCCAUUCCAUCAGAGAACAAAUCCAACUAUUUACCAAAAGCCUCUACAUCCUCUCCCACCCCUUCGAUGGCCGACCCAUCGAAGAUCCAGACCUCAAAGCCUCCUUCCAACCAUCCCCCCUCCCCUCUCCCUUCCGCCCCUUCCAAUCUGCCAAGGACUUCACCCCAUACCUCUACGAGCUCAACGAGGCCGAACUCGAACGCACAGAAGUCUCCAUAUCGCGCGAACAGCGACGUCAAAAGCGCUCCGUCAACCGUCGUGGCGGCCCCGCCCUGCCCGAUCUCAAAGACCGCCAACGCACCAUUCGUACCAUGGUUGUGUCGUCUGUCAUACCGGGCGCGGCAUCCUCGAUCGAAGACAGCCGCCUCUUCAAGCGCUCAGGCACGAGCAGGAGUCGACGAGCAGCUGCCGGCCAGCGUGAUGGGAUGGAUGAUUCGGAUGAUUCGGACAGCGAAGAGUCUUCCGCAGAUUCACCUGCCGUCUCGCAUCUUUCGCAGGGCACACCUAGGACGAGAGGUAUGCGUGGUGCAGCAUCUGUUGCGCAGGCAGCUAUGCGCGCCAACCUCGUACGCUCUGCCACGCCUGAAGUCACAAACCUGCACGAGUCGAGAAGCGCAGCGCGACGGAAGGAUUAUCGAGAUGACAGCUCUGAUAUACCUGAUAAACUCAUUGUGAAGUUGAAGAUUGGGCGGGAUAAAUUUCGGCAGUUUUUGAAGGAUAUGAAGAGUGGUGGUGGCCCUGGUGGUUCUGGUAGUUCUGGUGCGGGUACUAAAAGUAGGCCGUCGAUCGCGACGGCAUCGACGCCUUCGUCGGCUACAAAGGGCACGACGCAUUCAAAUACUACAACGCGCAGUUCGAUGGGGCCCCCACAAUCCCAGUCUUCAUCUACUGUACCAGCGUCCAAAAAACCGACCGCAUCACAACUUAAUGGUGUUAUAGAUGCACCGACACCGCCCCAACCAGGUGUACCAGGGGUACGUAUCUACGUUUACCCAACUAACAACCUAACCCCUUCAACCCCAAAUCCCAACCCCACCUCUCCCAAAAUCGUCUUAACCACACACCCCCCCCCCCCCCCCCAAAAAUAA